UAAAAACUUAAACCCUUCUUUCUACCCUUCUCCUUCAUUUCUUUCGCAGCCGCUUGCCGGAACGCUCCACCGCCGAUCUUCUUUCGUCUCUGCUGCAACCUCACGCCAACACCGACCCUGUCUUUCGUCGAGAGUAAGGGAGAUGGUGAUUCCUCCUCCAGUUAGGCCACCAAGAUUAACGCAGUAUCUAAAGCCAUAUGUCUUGAAGAUGCAUUUCACAAACAAGUAUGUGAGCGCGCAGGUGAUCCACUCUGAAACGGCCACCGUUGCUUCGGCUGCAAGCUCGCAGGAGAAGGCACUGCGGCCGAGCAUGGAGUCAACAAGGGAUGUGGCUGCUGCUGCAAAGAUCGGGAAAUUGUUGGGAGAGAGGCUUUUGCUUAAGGGAAUCCCAGCUGUUUGUGUGCACUUGAAAAGAGAACAGAAGUAUAUCAUGGUAAGAUCAAAGCUGUUAUUGACUCUGUGAGGGAAGCAGGUAUUAAGCUGCUUUGAAGUCACUGCCCAAUAUUAUCUGAGUUUGAUGAUUAGUGAGAGUAGUGUUGUUAGGUGAAGGUGUCAUACGAGCAUUUUUGGGAAAUAAACAAUAAUUAAGAGUCAAAACAUAUGUUUUAGUCCCUAA
Molecule: messenger RNA, 616 nt
Organism: Cucurbita moschata (crookneck pumpkin)
Lineage: Eukaryota; Viridiplantae; Streptophyta; Magnoliopsida; Cucurbitales; Cucurbitaceae
Product: 50S ribosomal protein L18-like
Exons: 2
Coding region: 143-463 (106 amino acids)
Biological process (GO): translation
Cellular component (GO): ribosome
Molecular function (GO): 5S rRNA binding; structural constituent of ribosome
Source: RefSeq, a predicted model, not a curated record